CGCACCGCGCCCUUUCAGCUCCAGUCAGCCCGGCUAGUGAGAUCCGAUAUCCGUGUACAGGUAAUGACAAAGCGCACGAAAAAGUCCUGGAAGAAGCAGUAAGCCGUUAGCCUGAGGACAUUGCAGCUUUAUACUAAGUUGUGUGUUGGAACAGAGACUCAUAGGAAUCAAAACUUUCUUUUGUUUGUGUCCCUUUUUGGGUUGUUUUCGGUUUGUUCACCUUUUGAACGUCUUCGCGGGAGGUGACCUCAGGUACGACACUUGAUUUGCGAGCUCGACGCCUCCUGUGGAUUUACUACACAAACCAGCUCGAAGUGACUGGAGAAGGAUGCAAACUUUACAUCAGUCUCACAAAUGGCAUAUAUUACGAGCAACCCACCCGUGCAGCUGAUGGCAUGCCUCCCUACAGUCCAUCAGAGAGAGGGCGAGUCUGAAUGGCGCCCUAGUUCUGCCCCUCUUCUCCUUGUCUGAAAGGCCUCGGCCCCUUUUUCCAAGCCUGCCGACCUCUCCGCCAACCUCUGCACCAUGGAUAUACUGACCGAUGACACGGAGGGAUGCUACUUCAACCGCACUGUCAAGUUUUUCUACGAGAAGAGCAACAAGAACAUCAGCGAUCACUGGCGUACCCGCGACUACGUGGUUGUCACGCUGGGCAUGACGGUCUGCUUCAUUGUCAUCUUCUCCAACCUUCUGGUCAUUGGGGCGAUUUUAAAAAAUAGACGCUUCCACUUUCCCAUCUACUACCUUUUGGGUAACCUGGCUUUGGCAGACCUCUUCUCAGGUAUCUCCUACCUCCACUUGAUGUUCCACACGGGUCCUUGGACCAUCAAGCUGUCCAAGCACCAGUGGUUCGUGCGUCAGGCUCUCAUCGACACCAGCCUGACCGCCUCCGUCCUCAACCUCCUGGCAGUGGCGGUGGAGCGCCACCAGACUAUCUUUCAGAUGCAGCUCCACAGCAAGAUGAGCACACGCCGUGUCUUCGUCAUCAUGCUCUUCAUCUGGCUGAUAGCCAUCAUCAUGGGUCUAGUGCCCACCAUGGGCUGGCACUGUCUAUGCGACCUGGACAACUGCUCCACCAUGGCGCCGCUCUACAGCCGCAGCUACCUGGUGUUCUGGGCGCUCCUCAACUUGCUCACCUUCUCCAUCAUGGUGGCCGUCUACACCCGCAUUUUUUUGUACGUACGGCACAAGAGCGAGCAGAUGUCACAGCACACCACGCAGAUGAGACACCGGGAGACCGUGUUGAACCUGAUGAAAACCGUCUCUAUGAUCUUGGGCUGGUUUGUGAUCUGCUGGACGCCCGGCCUGGUGGUGCUGCUGCUUGACGGGCUGGGCUGUGAUGAGUGCAAAGUGCUGCGCUACGAGAAGUACUGCCUGGUGCUGGCUGAGUGCAACUCCCUGGUCAACCCCAUCAUCUACUCCUUCAGGGACAAGGACAUGAGGAGGACCUUCAGGGAGAUCCUGUGCUGCCUGUGCAGGCGCGGUGGCAACCAUACGGGCACGUCCGGAGUUAACUUUAACACCCUGGAGCACGAGAACUCAAAGUCUCGCGACAUGGAGCUGAUGGAGAAGAGCAAUGGGAUGCUGCUCAUCAGCAAAGACUUGGAGGACAGGACGCCGUCUUCAGAGAGUUGGAAUUAACACACACGCACAUGCACACCACACAAACGCCUCAAGAUUGUGAAGACUGACUCAAUCACUCUUGAUGUGACAGUGGGUGUGGCCCCAAAGGUCAAGGUGGGGCGGGUCUGGACCGUAUUUCCUGUUUUACGACCUCACCCAGACAUUCACAAAUACUUGCCUGCAAGUGUUGGUGGUACUCCUUGAAGAUUACACACACAUCUUUGCAUCAUCUGUUAAGAACAACGAUACACAUUCAUCAUUAUUAAACUGAUUUGUUUUUUGGGGUUUUUUGCAAUCCACCAUCAAAAGUGCUACAUAUUAUAUUUAUAAGGCUUUUUUGUUUGUUUUUAUAGACGUUUCUUCCUCUUUAGGAAGUGGUACCUCAUCAACAUCGGGCUUCAUUUGCAGUGCCAGUUGGGAAAAAGCAGGUGAAUCUUUUAAGAUUUCACUUUUUUUUUUUUUUUUUUUUAAAGUUUUGACAGUGACAGUCAAAUUUGUGUUGUACUAAAUUUGGACUUUUUUGUGUGAAUAUUUCUGCUUUAUACGAUGCACAAUCAUGCCUUUUCUAAGUUUCAUUGUGAAAUAAAUCACAUUUGUUUGUGCAAAAAAAUUAUAUUGCUGCAACAACAAACAAAAAAAAAAUCGGAAAAAUAGAUUUAAUUUGUGCAAAAAUUGAGGGGAAAAAGUAUUUGUGCUAAAAAUUGGGGAAAGUCACAUUUGGACAAAAAGGCUGGGAAAACAUUUUGUGCAAAAGGUUAGAAAGAAACAUGUAUUUUUAUAUCAGCAAAAACGUAAAAUGGAAUCAUGUGUCAAAGUCAGGGAAAAUAAAUCCAAUUCAAAAUCCCAUUUGCGCAAAAAGUAGGGAAAAAAUACAAAUAUGUCAACUAAAUCUGCAAAAAUUCAGGAAAGUAAAUAUUUUGUGAGGAAGAUUUGGAAAAAGUAGGACAUUUUUCAAAAAGUCAGGAAAUAAAUUCAUGCAAAAAAGUAAGAGAUCUUGAAAGUUGUGUUAAAAGUCCUGAAUAUAAGUCAAGUUUAUGCAAAACGUGAGGGAAAUCAAUCUUUUUUUUGUUUUGCUUUGUCAUACAUUUCAAUGUUUUGUGUCAGGGGGAAAAUCUAAUAUGCGUAAAAAUUUGGAAAAUUAAAUGCGCACAACAAGUUGGGAAAAUAAAUUGAUGUGCAAAAAAAUGAAGGAGAUAAAACAGUUUCAUGUAAAAAAAAAACAAAAAGUGAGGAUAAAAUACAUGCACAUUUGUAGAAAGUCAGGUCAAAUAUUUUUGCAUGUAUUUUAUUUACUUGGCAGACGUACUGUUUACGAAAAAAAACACAUUUUCCUAACUUUAACAACAGUUUUUCUUAGUUGUUUAUUCACAAACAGUACAACGUUGGGCAAGUAAAUAAAAUUAGUGCCAAAAGUUGUAAAAAUAAUAGUUUUUUUCUGCAAAUAGUGUGAAAAUGGUGAUUCACAGACAUGGAAUGUGAUUCACCAAAGAGUCCCACUCGUGACCUUUUGGUCACAACAAUACAGUAAAAUAAAAAAAAUGUUUUUUGGAAAAUACGUGUAGAUCUGCAUAACCUAAGACUGACUUUUUUCCAAUUUGAAUUGGAAAACAGAGACGAAGAAGAAGACGGCUCCAUUUCAUGUUUGCAUCAUUGAAAGUACUUCUAAUGACGUCAUUAAACUUUUUGCAUCCUUUGAUUUUAUGUCCUUUGGAAAGUUCCUUCCUUGAAGGUUUUAAUACGUUCUGUCUUGUCGCCUCUGUUGAACGUCCGCUUGGUUUUUCCUCAUCCUUCCUGCUUCCCUCCUAUGCUGCGCUGUCUCCUUCCUUGCCUGUCCGUGGGAGGGUCUCUUCAGCCAUAUCGGCACAGACGAUCUUUUGUUGCGUGCGCGUCUGACCUUCCACCCUUUGGGAUUUAUGAGUGGCUUCAACAUCUUCUUGCGUCUUCUCAGGCGUAGGGCUCUCCUCAGUGGGCCCAGCGCUCUCCUCACAGGUGACCUCUUCUGCUGGAACAAUAACGUCUUAGAGGACGAGCCGCCCAUCACCAGAGGACCUGCUGCAGUGAGACACGUUAGGUCAGGGGUGUCCAAACUUUUUCCAACAAGGGCCACUUACUGAAAAAUGAAAGGAUAUUUUGUAAAGAAGUUAUAUUUUAA
Dunckerocampus dactyliophorus (ringed pipefish) is the source of this 3775-nucleotide messenger RNA. RefSeq names its product lysophosphatidic acid receptor 2b (gene lpar2b). The coding region runs from base 526 to 1641 and encodes 371 amino acids. The transcript has 6 exons. Gene Ontology annotation, biological process: G protein-coupled receptor signaling pathway. Gene Ontology annotation, cellular component: membrane. Gene Ontology annotation, molecular function: lysophosphatidic acid receptor activity. The record is from RefSeq and is a predicted model, not a curated record. NCBI's taxonomy places the organism in Eukaryota, Metazoa, Chordata, Actinopteri, Syngnathiformes, Syngnathidae.